Messenger RNA from Crotalus tigris (Tiger rattlesnake), 4055 nucleotides. RefSeq names its product musashi RNA binding protein 1 (gene MSI1). Lineage: Eukaryota; Metazoa; Chordata; Lepidosauria; Squamata; Viperidae. Bases 2580 to 3749 code for a protein of 389 amino acids. The record is from RefSeq and is a predicted model, not a curated record. The transcript is spliced from 15 exons. Gene Ontology annotation, cellular component: cytoplasm. Gene Ontology annotation, molecular function: RNA binding.
CGGUUGGGGGUCGUGGCAUUAAAAAGGUUGAGAACCACUGAGUUAGAGUAACUAUUUUGGUGUGAGGGGAACAAUCAAUGUUGACUUUGGGAAGGGAGUGGGUGCUUAGUUUGUCACCUCUGCCAAUCCAUACCAAGAAAGAGGGGGCCUAGGACUACCAUACAAAUGCUGGGUAGUAGAAAGAUCCUUUUAGCUCCAAUUCAGUCUACUAAGCCAAACCUGGGUAUCUGUGAAAUCUCUCUGUUCACGUCCGUUAGGCGGAAAUAUUGCCUCUAUUUGAAGCUGGUUCUGCCAUACUUGGUAAGAAUUGUGAGUUUAUUGCUUCAGAGCAAUUUUCUCCAUUGUGGGCUUCAACAUCCAGCCCUAUACAACUGGGGGUUUUAGAAGUUGGAGACAGCCACACUCGGAGGCCCCCUUUGCUCAAGGCUGCAACAAGCUAGCAGCAACCAUCUCUGGAUUGUGAAACACCUCUGGAAGGUUGAGGUGAACAGAGGAAUGUCUUCUGAGACUAGCCGAAGAAUCCUUUGCACACAGGGCUUUUUCUGUGGGCAUUUCAGAAGAUGGGAGAGAAUGGCUCCUUGGAAGUUCUCAUCCUGAUGAGGAAUGUCUGAAAGUCGAGAGAAAGUCCCCCAGCCUCACCAAAAUUUCUCUCAACAUUCCUCAGAUGUUUGAACUAAGAACCUGAAGACUUUAGACAGGGAUAGCCCUAUAGAUGGGAGACUCAAAUCCUCUCUCCUUUGUCACUCGAUAGGUUUUUUGAUACUUGCUCACAUGUUGUAUCCCAAAUCACAUUUUAAUUCAUCAGGUCCACUUGCUGUGCUGUUGGCAGGUCUCCAAAGCUUCUGGGCAUCAAGACUAUCCCAGUUCUGUCUGGUGUUGCCAAGGGCUGAGCCCCAGGCCUUUCAGUGCCCAGAAAUGGCUCUGCAUAGAUUUUGAAAUGUUACCAGCUAUUCUAUACCUUCUUUGCACAACCAUCUGGAAAAUGUUUGUGUUGUUAUACUGAGGUCGCUCCUUGCAGCAAAGGCUUUUUAACAAAGAUUUUCUGCCUAAUCUGGAUUGCAGAUUGCACCAGAUUGCAGAACAGCGUGACCGAAGUUUGAACCAGGCACCUGGGUGCGAAGAAGGGCCUUUCGCUCAAAAAGCGCUCAAAAAGCGGGGACUGACCAGCAAGUCAAAAUGUGAGAGAAGCGAUGCAAAGCACACUUAGGACCCCCUGGAUUCAGGCUGCAGUUCCCAGAGAUGGAAAUGUUACCCUUCCUAGCUUAUAACACACAACCCAUCAGGACUGUGACCUUCCCUGUAUUGGCCAAGGCAGGUGGAUCAAGGCUAAGCAACAUAUUGUGGGGAUGUGCUUGUAGACCAUUUGCAGCUUGCAAUUCCAACAUGUUUUUCUGGAAAUUAACACUUUGGAGGGGGCAGGUAGAAGUGUUGUGAAGUCCUGCAUCAGUUGCCUCUCUUGAAGAAUUCUGGCUGUCUGAAUGAAAACAGGAGCGCUCCCGUCUGUCUGGCUAAGGCUGUGUGGAUGCCCACAGGCCCUCUGAAGGUGCCACAAAGACAAGGUGCCACCUUGCAACCCCAGAAUGUUGCCCUUUUGAUCUAAGCCUGGGCGGAAGUGAUGCCCCUCGGACAGAGGCUGAGUGUGCUGCCUUCAGGGGGCUUGACUGGCGACGGAAGACCGGGGGGGGGGCGCCCUUUGGACAACCCUUUGGUGGGGUUCACGCAGCAGGCAACUCUUAAGUCGUUUGCUUGGCUUCAGGUGAGGGUGGCCUGUGAAGUCACCGGUUUGGGCUUAGUGCGAUGUGUGAAUCCGGCAAUGGUAGCUUAUCAAGCGCUUGGUGCCCUCAGACCGACCUUGAACCAACUCAAGCUUGCUGCUGUGGCCCUGGAGGGAGACAGUCCAAGGGUCGGGGGCUCUGGAACUAAUUUAGGGGAGAGUAGAUUUGUAGGAAGCGGCAGCUGAUUGCUCUUCCCAAGGCUGUUCAACAGGCCACCCUCUCCGGUUGGGGCUCUUGUAGUCCGGCCCAGAAGGCAAAAGUCUCUGGCAGCCUCGCCCUUCCUCCUUCCAAACUGGCCCGUGAGGGAAAGGAGUGGAGCCUUCCUCCUCUCCCUUGCCGGCCCAUGAAAAGCUCCGGAGGUGACCAGGGCAGCCUUCGGGGCUCUGCCCUCACAAGGCCGUGGCCGGUGUGGCUUCUCUGACCUCCAUCAUUGGAGAGGCCUGCAUCUCAUGGGCAGAACCCCCAAUUCUGGAUCUCCUUGCUGGAGCCGCCUUCUUCCUCUCAAGGUGGGCCGGGCCGCAUCGGAGGCCGUUGCCCGACUCCCCCGUCGCGGGAAACCAACCCCCCCUCGCCGGCAGCUCUUCAUGCCGGGCGUUCGGCAGGCCGGUGCCAGGCCUGGCCUGGCGCCAAAUGCCGGGCACGGACCGCGCGGCGCAGGCCUAGCUGAGCGAGCCUCGGGAGGGGGCGGGCCUGGGCCGGCUCCGAGGGGAGCCCUUCGGGGAGCAGCGGCGGGGCAGCGGCCGGGCCUGGCUGCUGCCCUUGUCCCCGCCGCCGGAGCCCUCCAGCCCGCGCUGCCCGAGUCACAUGCUGGGUGUCGCCGGCUGGAUGGGCUUUAACCCUUCGCGGCCCGGGCUCCUCCCCCCCGUUCCGGCGAGCCACAGUAAUGAAGGCCCGGGCAGGCCCGGGAAGAGCAGGGCGCCCCCCCUCCCGGCGCCCUUGACCAUGGAGGCCUCGUCCCGAAGCAAGAUGUUCAUCGGGGGACUGAGCUGGCAGACGACGCAAGAAGGCUUGCGGGAGUACUUCAGCCAGUUCGGCGAGGUGAAGGAGUGCCUGGUGAUGAGGGACCCGCUGACCAAGCGAUCCAGGGGCUUCGGGUUUGUCACCUUCAUGGACCAGGCCGGGGUGGACAAGGUGCUGGCCCAAUCCAGGCACGAGCUGGACUCCAAAACGAUUGACCCAAAGGUUGCCUUCCCUCGCAGAGCACAGCCUAAGAUGGUAACACGGACUAAGAAAAUAUUUGUAGGCGGCUUGUCUGUGAACACCACCGUGGAAGAUGUAAAACAAUACUUCGAGCAGUUUGGGAAGGUGGACGAUGCCAUGCUGAUGUUUGACAAGACAACUAAUCGGCACCGAGGCUUUGGGUUUGUCACCUUCGAAAGCGAAGACAUCGUGGAGAAAGUCUGCGAGAUUCACUUCCAUGAGAUCAACAACAAAAUGGUGGAAUGUAAAAAAGCUCAGCCAAAGGAAGUGAUGUCGCCCACCGGCUCCGCCAGGGGACGCUCCCGCGUGAUGCCCUACGGAAUGGACGCCUUCAUGCUGGGCAUUGGCAUGUUGGGAUACCCGGGUUUCCAGGCAGCCACCUACACAAGCCGGAGCUACACCAGCAUUGCACCUGGGUAUACCUACCAGUUUCCCGAAUUCCGGGUAGAACGGACCCCCCUUCCGAGUGCCCCUGUUCUCUCUGAGCUUACAGCCAUACCCCUCACUGCUUAUGGACCAAUGGCGGCAGCAGCAGCGGCGGCCGUGGUACGAGGGACAGUGUUGCUUCCUCCGGUAGGUUCCACCCCCAGCCGCACUGGCGGCUUCCUGGGCACCACCAGCCCCGGGCCGAUGGCUGAGCUUUAUGGAGCAGCCAAUCAGGAUUCAGGAGUCAGCAGUUACAUCAGUGCGGCGAGUCCCGCCCCCAGCACCGGCUUCGGCCACAGCCUAGGGGGGCCUUUGAUUGCAACGGCAUUUACUAACGGUUACCAUUGAAGCUGAGGACCAAGAAAACAGAUGAUUCCCCAGUGAGCACCCCCAGGAGAGUGAGCUGGAGGACUCAGCAGACCCGGAGGGAUGAGCCAAGGUUUCAUUUUCAUUCAAAAACUGCACACUUGUGGCUGUUAGCUGGGCUCCGGCCAGCCCCCCCCCCUCCCGCUGGCCAGAAAGCACUGGAGUGGGAGGCAAGGAGGUGCGCUCCUCCGUCUCCUCUGCUACUAACCACAGACCGUUUACACUUCUCCCAAGCCUCUGACCCACUGCUUCUACUUUUAUUUAUUUUCUUAGCCUGUUAGUUCUUGU